Molecule: messenger RNA, 3115 nt
Organism: Dipodomys ordii (Ord's kangaroo rat)
Lineage: Eukaryota; Metazoa; Chordata; Mammalia; Rodentia; Heteromyidae
Gene: Vamp7
Product: vesicle-associated membrane protein 7
Exons: 8
Coding region: 1415-2137 (240 amino acids)
Biological process (GO): exocytosis; vesicle fusion
Cellular component (GO): SNARE complex; membrane
Molecular function (GO): SNAP receptor activity; SNARE binding
Source: RefSeq, a predicted model, not a curated record
CUUUACGCGGAAGUCAGCCUGUUCAAGCCCGUCCUUCUCUGGGUGAGCGCAGCGGGCAGCUCUGGGCCAAUCUGCGACCCUCGGUCACGAGCCCGUGUGCCCUCAGAGGGUGCCCGGACAGGGAAUUCCAGAAAGAAGAAUCUGAGGACCCAGCCUUGGAGAACAACAUUAUUUACACAGGAAUUCUGAAGACAUCCUAAGAGGAAUACAUCUGAAGAGGCAGAUGAGUGCCUUCUGUUCUGUGUAUUGUCUUAAUUUAGUUCUGGGAUUUUAGUAAGGACUCUUAAAUAAGAGACCUUAGAUGCUAAGCACUUAAUAGCCUGCUGCUGUGUCUCACAAAGUAUGGUUAUCUGAAUCAUCUACAUCCAUACAAAUUUACUUUAAAACCAGAUUCCAAGGCUGCACUUCAGGUUUACAGAAUCAGAAUUUUAUGAAAUUAUGCCAAGAAUUUGAAUUUUUAGCAAGUGACUCUUAUUCUGCCACUGAGAUAAUUUGUAUUCUCAUUACAGUUUUAGAGCCUCUGGUGUCGUAGGUGAUAAUGAACAUGAUCACCAAUAAUAUUAGGUUGAGGAAUUUAUUUGUUCAUCUUUGAAAGUUUAUGUCAUUAAAUAAGAGCAACUAGUCUGUUGUAUUGUGGGAAAUAGCACAUAUUCAUAGCCAAACAUAAGGAAAUAUCUUAAACUCAUGCCAUAUCAUUUUAGUAACACUUUAUGAAAGCUCUUACCACAGUUUUUAAAACCACUUCCCUCUUGUGGAAAGUUUUUACUUUUUCACUUUAUUUCUAUUAUAGAUAAUGUCUUUAUUUUAGAAGUAGUAAACCAUAUCACCAUAAAAUUGUAGAUUCUAGAGUCAUAGUUCCUCAGUUUAAAUUAUAGCUCCUUUACCCCUGUAAUUGGGGAAAAAUCAGUUUCCUCAUCUGUAAUAGGUGUGUCAGCAUAUGUAUAAUUUCAUUGAGUUGUUACAAUUAAAUGGGUAAACAAUUACAAAAUACUUAAAGUAGUUCCUGUCACAUCAUGACCAUUUAAUAAAUAUGGAUUUUAUGUGAAUCUAGAAUCUAAUUAUGUUAAACAAUUUCUGUAUGAUAAAAUUUCAGGAUGUUUCUGCUAUUUAUGUUCAUUGCUUUUCAAAAAGAUAGUAUCAGUUUAUGUUAUAAUUGUAAAUGCAAUGUUGCAGUGUAUCGCUGGUAUGUGGAUAUAAGUGCAGGUUAAUGUGUAAGCUUGUGGAAGACUGGGACCUUAUUGGUCUGUCUUUCUUGUUUGUGCUAGAGAUCAAACCCAGGCCUUUGCAAAUACUAAAUGUGGUUUCUACCACUGAGUUAUGCCCUCAGCUCUUUUUAAGUCUUUUGUUACUGGCAAUGUGGCUAGGUGAAUUUUCAUAAAUUAUAGUUGCUUUUGAAAGAUCAUGUUAAAGAAAUAUGCUAAAAAUCUGUAUGUGUGUGUGUGUGUGUGUUUUCUUUAAAAUAGAUUGUGAAGCCAUGGCCAUUCUUUUUGCUGUUGUUGCCCGGGGAACCACGAUCCUUGCCAAACAUGCUUGGUGUGGAGGAAACUUCCUGGAGGUGACAGAGCAGAUUCUGGCUAAGAUACCUUCUGAAAAUAACAAACUAACGUACUCACAUGGCAAUUAUUUGUUUCAUUACAUCUGCCAAGACAGGAUUGUAUAUCUUUGUAUCACUGAUGAUGAUUUUGAACGUUCCAGAGCCUUCAAUUUUCUGAAUGAGGUAAAGAAAAGAUUUCAGACUACUUAUGGUUCAAGAGCACAGACAGCACUUCCAUAUGCCAUGAAUAGUGAGUUCUCAAGUGUCUUGGCUGCACAAUUGAAGCAUCACUCUGAGAAUAAGGGAGUAGACAGAGUGAUGGAGACUCAAGCUCAAGUGGAUGAACUGAAAGGAAUCAUGGUCAGAAACAUAGAUCUGGUUGCUCAGCGGGGAGAAAGAUUGGAAUUAUUGAUAGACAAAACAGAAAAUCUUGUGGAUUCAUCUGUUACCUUCAAAACCACCAGCAGAAAUCUUGCUCGAGCCAUGUGUAUGAAGAAUAUCAAACUCACUAUCAUCAUCAUCAUCAUAUCAAUUGUUUUCAUCUAUAUCAUUGUGUCACCUCUCUGUGGUGGAUUUACAUGGCCAAACUGUGUGAAGAAAUAAAGGAGCUGUUAACCAAGGAUAAGAGGGACAAAAGAGUUAAAAGUAAUUCAUGUAACUCAGGCUUUGCAGUACUUACAAAAAGUGUCUGCCAAUUGCUUCAACCCUCUUUUCACUUAAAAAAUAUAUAUUUGUCCUAACAGUUUAUUCCAGUGCACUUCAGAUUGAAUCAUUGAUCACAGCAGUAGCUUUAGAAAGGCUUUUGUUUGUUAACUAGUGUCAUCUACUUCUAUAAUUAAUCUUAGUGUUAAUUGCACAAAGUUGUUGCCAAGGUAAAAGCCACCACUCAUACAACUUGUCUAAUAAAAUUAUGAUUUUUUAUGCACACAGAAGUAUUUGGGAGAUAACAUUACUAGCAACUUAUCUUCAUAUCUUUUGUUAUGGAAGAGUUUCAGGUGCUUCAAAACAAUACAAAUGGAGAAUUGUUCUUAUUUUGGGAAUUGUACUUAGUUGUUGGUGCUGCUUAUUUACAGUAGGAGCCCAGAAAGGUAAAGUACUAAACAUUAUUUGAAUUAUAUGUGGAUCAUUUUCCUAGCCUGUUAGAAACACAGAGAUUAUACUUUUCCUCCUAGCAUUUACUUUUGGGAAUAAAGUUAGUGAAAGAACAGUAGAUAGUUUGAUAUCUUCUGUUUCUUCAUUGUAGUUGAUUUGAGGAGAUUUCUAUUUAAAUAUUUCUAAAAGUUGUGGAGUUUUUUCAUAUUCCUUUUUUUCUGUGUAUAUUUGGGGCAUAUGUGUUGUUAGUAGAAUGGGUAAUGGAGGGUUGGGGAGGCAAAUGAUUGACUUGCCAAAGAAGAACAGAACACAGUGAAUGUACUAGCAUUUUUGCUGUACAAGAGAGGUAAGAUUGAAAGGUGGUAUAUUUUCUAUUCUGAGAAAAGCCCAAAAUCAAUACUGCUAAACAUCAAGUCCAGAUUUGGAUUUGACUCCUGUUGAGUAAUAGAGUAUCCUUUAUGAUUUAAUAAAUUCUUUUUUUCUGCCUAA